This is a messenger RNA of Heterotrigona itama, 525 nucleotides long. Lineage: Eukaryota; Metazoa; Arthropoda; Insecta; Hymenoptera; Apidae. The record is from the annotation of a GenBank genome assembly.
AAUAAAAUGUUUACACUUCGUUUCAAUGGACUUUCAUGAAAAUAUUUGAAUUGUUUGAUAAAUCUUUCAGCGAAGAUGCUUUCGUGGACAUUCUUACGAUUCUUACAACUCUCAAGUUAAAGCCGAGUAUUGGACAAAAGUUAUACAAAGCAAUGUGCACGGAGCUUAUGGAUAAUAUGAACGAUGAUUUAGAAUAUAUAUUGACUGAAGGAAGCUUGCAGAAUGGAUUGGAGAAAGUUGCGAAAUUAAUAGACGCAGAUUCUUCUGUAAGCGAAGAUGCUUGACGCCCAGAAAAUUAAAGAAGAAAGUGAAUUAUUGGAAAAACAAGUAAAUGCGAUAGAAGAAGAAAACGCAAAUUUAAUGAAAGAAAUUGCAGAAAAAAGGUCAAGUAUAAUGACCAUGAAUGAUAACAUGACAGAAUCGUUAAAUAAGUCAUUAAGUGUUAUGGAUUCAAUAAGAAAGAGAAAGGAGGAGUUAGAAAAAUGUUUAAUGUUAUUAGAACAUGAAGAUAAAAUAAGAUUAUAA